AUGGAGGCUGAAGCUAAGGCGUUAUCGCAAGUUCUGGUCAAGAAGUUAGAGGAAACACCAUCCUCAAAACGUCUGCUCGUAGGCAUCUCAGGCAUUCCAGCAUCUGGAAAGUCGACGUUCGCACAACUUUUGGUUGAUCAUACAAACGCUGUCUUGGACCCAGAGUCGACCACACGAGCAAUUCUCGUCGGACUCGAUGGGUGGCAUCUUACUAAAGCUCAACUGGACUUGUUUCCAGAUCCUCAGCAGGCCCAUGACAGACGAGGAAGCUACUGGACAUUCGAUGGAACUGGCUACGUAAAUUUUGUUCGCUCUCUUCGCGCGGAACGAGAGCCCGACGCGCCAAUAAUCACCGCACCCUCUUUUGAUCACGCAGUGAAGGAUCCAACCCCAGACGCAGUCUCGAUAUACCCCUACCAUCGGAUAGUCAUUAUCGAAGGACUAUACACCCUCCUUUCAAUCGAACCAUGGAGCGCCGGCGGUCUUCUUCUUGACGAGCGGUGGUUCCUCGACGUGGAUAUCGAGGCAGCCAGGAGGAGGCUUGUGAAGCGGCAUGUCGUGAGCGGAGUUGCGAAGGAUUUGGAACAGGCUUCGUGGAGGGCGGAUGAGAAUGAUAUGCCAAAUGGCAGAUUUAUUAUUGCGAAUAUGCUGGAACCAACUCGGGUGAUCCAGAACCAGGAUGAUCCCGCCCUGAUUUUACCUUGACCUGUUCGCCUGCUGGUUCCUAUCUGCUUCUACUCCACCUCAUUUAUGUGUUUGGAUGUUCUCGAGCCUUCGGAUUGCCGUUCUUAAUUUGCGAUUCCCCCAUACAGGGCAGGCGAUUGUUGUCCUAGGCAAGAAAGGGCGUACAAACGUCGGUCUGGGGAAACACAUGCUCUAUGUGAUGCUGUGCGAAGCGGGACUAUGCUGUACGUCCUUGGCGGCUGUGGCAAGCCAGAUAAAGAUGAUGGAUAGUGAUUGCUGGACAAUCAAUUCAUCCAACUAUCUAAUAAAUUCUUCUCAUAGACUAUGGAAAAGUCCCGUAUAUGAACAGGUGCUGUAAGAAAAGAAAUAUUAUCAACUGCUUUCCU
Messenger RNA from Laccaria bicolor S238N-H82, 1070 nucleotides. RefSeq lists its product as uncharacterized. The transcript has 3 exons. Lineage: Eukaryota; Fungi; Basidiomycota; Agaricomycetes; Agaricales; Hydnangiaceae. The record is from RefSeq and is a predicted model, not a curated record. Bases 1 to 705 code for a protein of 234 amino acids. Gene Ontology annotation, cellular component: cytoplasm.